CCUCAACCAACAACACAUCCUCCAUCUCCUAAAACCUUUCAGUAUUCUUCCUCCCCCGCCAUCGAUGUUCCCCUGCUUGACAGGAGAUGGGCCCUUUCUUCGCAAAGCGAUUGAAAUGUUUUUACUGUGGGUGUCGCUCACCCCAGGCUGACAGAGAGCCCAUUCGCAAAUGGCGGUGCCAACAUUGUGAGGCCAUCAAUUAUUUGGAUGAAAAUGGCGAAAUCACUGAUCCCCCUGCUUCGGAAACAAAUCCCGCUUCUCAAAACCCAAGCGCCUCGACUUUGCCCUUCGAGCUCAACGACUUCACAAGCUCCAGUCUAUUUUGCGACCAAUGCCUUCGCAAUCAACACCUAUUCACCAACAACCUAGCAUCCUACUUCCCACCCACAGAUGACCCGAGUUUCAGCGCAUACGAACGCGAGUAUCCCAAGUUCCGCAAAAACCUAGAGGAGCGGUAUCCGCAGGUAUGCGCCACUUGCGAGCCUCGAGUGAAACAGCGCAUUCGUGAGACCGGGUACGAGGCCAAAGCAGACCAUUUAAGGCGGAUGAUGGAUCGGAGUAAGGCUGGGAGAAUGGCGAGAAAUGCACGCCGAUGGAACUGGAGAAGCCUUCUCGUGUGGGCCGGCGCCAUGGGUUAUUGGGCUAGUGUUGCUGGCCAACUCAGCUGGGAUAUUUGGAGUGCACUGGCCGUCGAGGAAGUCGAACCGCUGCAGGACCCUGAUGCGCCAUCUGUAUUCCCUGACGUGGCUCCUUGCGCACGCGAAAUAGUGCAGACUCGUCGGAUACCGAGCUAUUGCGCGAUGGAUUUAGCACCUUAUGCUGGGCUUGCGCUCAUCGUCGGCAUUUUGUCCCUGUGGUGGAACCCUAAGUUACGCUUGAAGGUAGAAGGGAGGGGUGGGCGCUUUGCCGGUCUGGGCGAGUACUAUCAGGUACAACUCAUCGUCAUGGUGGUCCGGUGUGCCUUCUGGGCGGUUCUUAGGGAUCCAUCCUCGAGCGGACUGAACGCAAAUAUUUCGCCAACUUUACAUUUGUUUAUGUUCUUUUUCACCAUCCUGUCUGUUGCGAUAUCUAGGCGCAUUGUGCGAUACGACACCCGUCCGUUGGUCGUCUGGAACGAUGACACACCCACCGCCACACCCAGUCGGAAGACCGAAGCUACUUCAGCAAUAACCACUGGUAACAUGACGGGUACUAGUCGACGACGAUUCGCAAGUCCCCAAAGUGAUCUCCGGCAGCCUUCUUCUCGUUUUCCUCUAGACAAGCUUGCUUCUCCUCGAGCAAAUCCUGAGGGGCCAAGCAUUCCCACUCCACCUCCAGUGGCCGAUGACAUGGACUGGACCCCCUCGGUUGUUCAGCACGAACUUACCCCCACGUUCAGUGUCCGUCAGAGAGACAAGAAAUCUGUAGUCAAUGGCAAGGUGCCUAUGUAUGGCUUCGUGCCGGCUGCGCCUGGGUCACCCGCCUGGAAUUUGCGCAUUCAACCUCAACGCCCGACGUUAAACGAAAACGUUGGUGAGCGAAACCCGUUCCAGCACACCCCUGCACAAACGCAGUCAUGGCAACGAGCUACUAGCGAUGCCGAUACGGCGUUUGCACCUCCAAGAUUCUUUCCUUUGAGCGAUCAUACCGCAACGACUGGACUUGAGAGCCUGUUUGAUCGGACUUUCACCAUCAGGUCACCUGAAGAUACAGAUGACAAUGACUGGCAAACACACAAUCAAACCCCAAAUGAUCGCUCGCGUCAAUCCAUGAGUCUGUGGGGCUAUUUUGUGUACCAAUACCUUAGACUCGGACUCCUUCUCGUAUCUCUUGCUGUCUGGACUCUUUCGGGAUAUGGUAUAAUCUCGCUUCAAGGCAAUUAUGUUGAAAUUGCAUCAUUGGGCAGUGCCAGUCUGAUUGCUGGGUUUGCUCUUCUAGAGGUGAUGAAACAUCCUAUUAUGCAGUGGAAUGGCAUAGAAAUCCUUGUUUGUUUCGCCGAGCUGCUCGCUGCUAUUCACCUUGGAGGCCACCUUCCGCAGGUCGCCUAUCCGCGGCAAUAUUUUGACAAGUACGGAAAGCUGUUGCUCGUUUUCAUGACGGUCCAGGAGGCAUUGAACCUGUUCUCACUCUAUCAACUCGCCAUGAUAAAUGGGUCUAGGCACCAGCAACGAGAACAACAAUUACAGACCGUUGCAUCUCGAGAUGGGCGCGCUUCUGAGCACCAGUCUCCGUCUGCACUCAAUCACCAGAGCCAGCUUCGGUCCUUUAAUUCACAACCACCUGCGCCGGCUCUAUCAUUUUCAUCUACUGUUCCCACCUCGAGCUUCUCGGCGCACUCACCCGCAGCACCUAACCAAUCUGCUCCCUCGCCAUAUGACGGAGAAUUCUCCGAGAACCACAGUUUUACUCUGAACAGUCUGAAAGAGAACGAGUCCGAUGUGUCCGAUGCGUUCGACCGUGACUCUGACACUGAAACCACCAUAACCACAGCCACAUCAGCCACGAACACUACAAUUCGCAAUAUACGCUAUGGUCGGAACAACCACUUUGACGGCGGAUCAUUAUUCUCGCCCCGACGAUCAGAGCUAGGUCCAGGGAUCGGGAGCCUGAGUUUGGAGGAUGAGCCCGGUCGUCGCAUUACUCGCAGCCAGUCAAAGCUGAAGGACCGGUUCGCGGCGGCACGAGGUAUCCGGUAAUAGUCACGAUACAUCUCUUCGCUGAGGCCGUAUGACUUGUUCUUCUAUUGUCGUCGAUUUCGAGCGCUUGCACAUUUGGAGUUUGGCUAGCUAUUUCAUUCUCUUGCUAGAUAUGUUUUGUAUCAUGUUCAACGAGCCCACAAAUUGCAUAAGGCUACGACCAGGGCUGUUGGUUCUUCUGUAAUUGGGUCGGCGUGUUCAGCAAGUUUGUACAUAGCAAGCAGAAUGAACGACUUACGAUUUAAUGAG
Aspergillus saccharolyticus JOP 1030-1 is the source of this 2924-nucleotide messenger RNA. RefSeq lists its product as uncharacterized. Lineage: Eukaryota; Fungi; Ascomycota; Eurotiomycetes; Eurotiales; Aspergillaceae. The record is from RefSeq and is a predicted model, not a curated record. Gene Ontology annotation, biological process: nuclear inner membrane organization. The transcript has 3 exons. Gene Ontology annotation, cellular component: nuclear inner membrane; microtubule organizing center attachment site; mitotic spindle pole body. The coding region runs from base 87 to 2675 and encodes 862 amino acids.